GUCAAGAUGCCGGUACGACUGACCAGGACCUUAACAAGACAAGAAGCCCUCAGAAGAGUUCUGAACAACAUCCAACUGAACUCCUGUGUGUGUCAGGGACUAGGCUACCGACCUGUGAACCCUGAUCACCAGACUACUAGCUGAGGGUCUCUUGUCACUAAACAUUUGCUGCUUCCCUUACUUCUCCUCACUUUCAACUCUCCCCGUUCUCUGAACUUUGACCUGAAGCUUCUAGACUCCCAGUUCUCUGAACGUUGACCUCAGGCCUCUAGACUCCUCGUUCAUUGAACUUUGACCUAAGGCCUCCAGACUCACGUUCUCUGAACAUCGACCUCAGGCCUCUAGACUCCCCAUUUCUCUCCCCCUAUUCUCCACUCCUGUCUGGUCAUGGCUCCGUCCCUGGCCACAGCAUUUGCCAGGCGGUGGUGGAUGGCGGUGACAGCCAUCAUAGAAAACCUGCUGUUCUCAGCUGUCCUGCUGGGCUGGGGAUCACUACUCAUCAUGCUCAAGUCUGAAGGCUACUACUCCUACAUGUGCAAUGGAGAAGGUAACCACACCUCCUCCUCCAACCUGUCUGUCCCCCUCCCCCCACCAGAGGGCGAUGAUGACUACAGUGAUUACUACUCUGAGGCAGAGGGUGUGGUGGGGUUAGGGGAUGGGGUAGAGAUGAGGCCCCUGGCCCCCCAGGACCCCAAUGGCCCUAUGAGGAUGAACGGCUGGCUCAUCUGUAAGGACCAGGAUGAGAUGUUGAACCUGGCCUUCACCGUGGGAUCAUUCCUUCUAUCAGCCAUCACUCUGCCGCUGGGCAUCGUCAUGGACAAAUAUGGACCGCGCAACCUACGACUGCUGGGCAGUGCCUGUUUCUCCUUCUCUUGUCUUCUCAUCGCCUACGGAGCAUACAACCCUGAUGAGCUGUCAAUCCUGAUCUUCAUCGCGCUGACAUUUAACGGCUUCGGAGGAAUGUGCAUGACCUUCACCUCCCUCACGCUCCCUAACAUGUUUGGUGAUCUGCGUUCUACAUUCAUUGCUCUGAUGAUUGGUUCCUAUGCCUCUUCUGCUGUCACCUUCCCUGGAGUCAAGGUGAUCUAUGACCUUGGUGUGACCUUCAUCACCAUCAUGGUUGUCUGGGCAGCGUGUUCCGGCCUCGUCUUCUUCAACUGCUUCUUCAACUGGCCCCUGGAACCUUUCCCUGGCCCCGAGGACAUGGACUAUAGUGUGAAGGUAAAGUUCAGUUGGCUGGGUUUUGACCAUAAGAUCACAGGGAAGCAGUUCUACCAUCAGGUGACCACGGUGGGGAAGCGUCUGAGUGUGAGCAACAGUCUGAAGCAGAGAGAGCUGGCCACUAAGGAAGGACACAAACUCUGUCUCUCAACCAUGGACCUGGAGGUCAGCAAAAGACCCAAUGAGGAAUCCCAGUCGUUCAUGCAGAGCAUCAUCAGCCCUCUCUUCAUCCUCUCUCUGGUCACCAUGUCCAUCACUCAGCUUCGUCUCAUCUUCUACAUGGGAGCCAUGAACAACAUCCUGGAGGCCCUCAGCGAUGGAGACCUCAACACUGUGGAGAGAAUGGAAGUUGUCAGUUUGUACUCCUCUAUCUUCGGCAUGCUGCAGCUACUAUGUCUGAUGACGACUCCAGUGAUUGGUCAGAUUAUGGACUGGAAGCUGAAGGACUGCGAAGAUGCAGAGGGGGAGGAGGAUCCGUGUAGCAAGGACCAGCUCAAGGCCAAGCCCAGAGACAGACAGAUCCAGAAGGUGACCAAUGCAAUGCGAGCGUUCAUCCUGACCAAUGUCCUAUUGGUGGGAUUCGGCAUCACCUGCCUGGUGCCCAACCUCCCACUGCAGAUCCUGUCAUUUGUCCUCCAUACUGUUGUGAGAGGGUUCAUCCACUCUGCAACCGGAGGUCUCUACGCUGCUGUGUAUCCGUCGUCUCAGUUUGGCAGUCUGACGGGGAUGCAGUCUCUGGUGUCUGCUCUGUUUGCUCUGUUCCAGCAGCCGCUCUUCAUGGCCAUGAUGGGUCCUCUGAAGGGAGACCCACUCUGGGUGAAUGUAGGCCUGUUGGGGGUCAGUAUGCUGGGCUUCCUGCUGCCUCUGUACCUGGUGUGUUUCAGACGCACACUGCACCGCCAGAUACAGGACAGAGACCAGGACUCCAAGAUAUACCUCAAGAUCAACGGGUCCAGCAAACCUGAAGCUUUCGUCUAGAAAAGGGAGAGAGGGAGAAGAGGGGAGAAGAGUGUUGCUCUACGUUGAAUCUGCAGAGGACACACACAUACACACAGAUAUCUACACACGCCCACACACACACUUUUGAAGAGACCCAUGUAAGAACUUCUCUUGUCAUGAAAACAUACUACCUUGGACACACACUAAGGACUGAAUAAGAGCAAGAACAAGAGAGAGGGGAGAGACUGAAAGGAAAGGUUUAUCAGCCCCCCCACUUCUUCUUCUCCUCUCCUCUCAUGUUCUCCUCUGUACACCUCUCAUGUUCUCCUCUGUUCUCCUCUCAUGUUCUCCUCUGUUCUCCUCUCAUGUUCUCCUCUGUUCACCUCUCAUGUUCUCCUCUGUUCUCCUCUCAUGUUCUCCUCUGUUCACCUAUCAUGUUCUCCUCUGUUCACCUCUCAUGUUCUCCUCUCAGUUCUCCUCUCAUGUUCUCCUCUCAGUUCUCCUUUCAUGUUCUCCUCUGUUCACCUCUCAUGUUCUCCUCUGUUCACCUCUCAUGUUCUCCUCUGUUCACCUCUCAUGUUCUCCUCUGUUCACCUCUCAUGUUCUCCUCUGUUCACCUCUCAUGUUCUCCUCUGUUCUCCUCUCAUGUUCUCCUCUGUUCACCUAUCAUGUUCUCCUCUGUUCUCCUCUCAUGUUCUCCUCUGUUCACCUCUCAUGUUCUCCUCUGUUCACCUAUCAUGUUCUCCUCUGUUCUCCUCUCAUGUUCUCCUCUGUUCACCUCUCAGUUCUCCUCUCAGUUCUCCUCUCUUCUCCCCUCCUCUCUCCUUUUCUCCCCUCUUCUCUUCACAUACAGUGCUCACUACCCCCUCCCCUCUCCUUUCUAGCUCUGAAAUGACAUCCUAUGCCUGGAUGUCCCACCUAGCUAUCUUAAGAUGGAUACACUACUGAGUUUGUAGAUGAUGCUCUGGGAGGAGUUCAGGGUUGGUAACCAUGGUGACAGACAGGACGGGUGGUGUUCUACAGUUGGUAACCAUGUUGAAGGACAGUGGGAGGUGUUCUAGGUUUAAGGACCAUGGUGACAGACAGGGUGGGAGGUGUUCUACAGUUGUUAACCAUGGUGACACAGGGUGGAUGGUGUUCUACAGUGGGUAACCAUGGUGACAGACAGUUGGAAGUGUUUUAGGGUUGAGGACCAUGGUGACAGACAGGGUCGGAGGUUUUCUACAGUUGGUAACCAUGGUGACAGACAGGGUGGGAGGUGUUCUACAGUUGGUAACCAUGGCGACAGACAAUCGGUGUGUCUCUAGAGCCAGGCGACCCACCAUUACGCACACCUGUCACCAUUGCGUUAAUUUACGCAAUAUUGGACUCACCUGGACUCACCUGGACUCCAUUACUUUGUUGAUUGCCCCUCUAUAUCUGUCUGCUCCUCAGUUUGUUCCCCGUGUCAGCAUUAUUGUUACUAUGUUUUUCCCUGUCCAGACGCUGUUCUUGUUUGUUUCUUGUCUGUUAUCCAUUAAAUGUUCACUUGCUGUACUUGC
This is a messenger RNA of Oncorhynchus masou masou (cherry salmon), 3701 nucleotides long. RefSeq names its product large neutral amino acids transporter small subunit 4-like. The coding region runs from base 388 to 2199 and encodes 603 amino acids. Gene Ontology annotation, biological process: transmembrane transport; neutral amino acid transport. The record is from RefSeq and is a predicted model, not a curated record. The transcript is spliced from 15 exons. Lineage: Eukaryota; Metazoa; Chordata; Actinopteri; Salmoniformes; Salmonidae. Gene Ontology annotation, molecular function: neutral L-amino acid transmembrane transporter activity; L-amino acid transmembrane transporter activity.